AUGUCCUUAACGUGUGUGCGGGUGUUUCUCCCCUUCCCUUUCCCCUUCCGUGCUAACUCCGCCACCACCACCUUCUCUUUUCUCUUCUACCCACUCUGCAAUAGUCCGUCUCCUCUCAUGGUGGAGCGGGUGCCGCCCUGCACACCGCCCUCGCCGGAGCCUCAGCCAGCCCCCAGUGCUCUCCUUGAUACUGUCCCCGUGCCGGCCGAUCCUAAUCCCGGUCCCGAUCCCGAUCCCAAUCCCUCGCGUCGCCUUGGCACCUACGUCGUCCGAGUGCCCAAGGACCAAGUCUACCGCGUUCCUCCGCCCGAGAACGCCAAACUAGCGGAACGGUACCGCAACCAAAACAGGAGCCGGCGGCGGGGGAGCCCCUGCCUUUCCCGCCUGAGAUGGAUCCUCGGUGUCGCCUUCCUCGUCUUAUUACUCAUCGUGGCUGUCACCGUCAUAUUCUUCGUCGUGGUAAGGCCUGGGGCUCCGACGUUCACAGUCCAGCGUCUCUUCGUCAAGAGCCCCCGCAGCACCACGGAAGCGCACCCGAAGCCGGAGUAUGAUCUCACGAUGAGCGUCAGGAAUCCAAGUCGCGGGAUGGGUUUCUCCUACGAGGCCGGAGGGAGGGCGGUCAUCACCCACGGCACCGUGGAAAUCGCGGCGGGAACGACGCCGGUGUUCGUCCAAGGCCACGGCAACACGACCUCCAUUCGGCUGGUUCUUCGUGGCUCCAAUGCCUUGCUGCCGAAAGAGAACGGCAGGAGCAUGAAGGGCUCGAAGAACGCCGUUGACAUUAGUCUAAUGGCUAAGCUCACGGUGAGGCCGAGGGUUGGGGGAUUGGAGAUGUGGGCUAAGAGUAUGGACGUAACUUGCGAUGUUCAAGUCAUUGGAAUGGUGAAGCAGGCACAGAUCUCCUCACAGCACUGCAACACAAAGCUUUAA
Molecule: messenger RNA, 930 nt
Organism: Musa acuminata AAA Group (dessert banana)
Lineage: Eukaryota; Viridiplantae; Streptophyta; Magnoliopsida; Zingiberales; Musaceae
Product: NDR1/HIN1-like protein 13
Exons: 1
Coding region: 1-930 (309 amino acids)
Cellular component (GO): plasma membrane
Source: RefSeq, a predicted model, not a curated record